This is a messenger RNA of Rhincodon typus (whale shark), 2106 nucleotides long. It is a transcript of the gene dipk1b, whose product is annotated as divergent protein kinase domain 1B. The coding region runs from base 584 to 1915 and encodes 443 amino acids. The transcript has 5 exons. NCBI's taxonomy places the organism in Eukaryota, Metazoa, Chordata, Chondrichthyes, Orectolobiformes, Rhincodontidae. The record is from RefSeq and is a predicted model, not a curated record.
UCAGGGCCAGCGCUGGGAGUUACACUGGGACUGGUGCUGGGAGUUAUAUCGAGAGUUACACCGGGACCGGCGCGGGUAGUUAGCCUGGGAGUUACACCGGGACCGGCGCCGGGAGUUACACCAGGAGCUACACUGGGACCGGCGCUAGGAGUUACUCUGGGAGUUACACCGGGACUUACACCGGGACCGGCGCUGGGAGUUACACCGGGUGUUACACCGGGACCCGCGCUAGGAGUUACUCUGGGAGUUACACCGGGACUUACACCGGGCCCGGCACUGGGAGUUACACCGGGACCGGCGCUGGGAGUUACACUGGGAAUUACACCGGGACCGGCGCUGGGAGUUUCACCGGGUGUUACACCGGGACCGGCGCUGGGAGUUACACCGGGAGUCACACCGGGACCGGCGCUGGGAGUUACACCGGGAGUCACACCGGGACCGGUGCUAGGAGUUACACCGGGUGUUACACCGGGUGUUACACCGGGACCGGCGCUGGCCGCGGAGCUGCUGAUGCCCCAAUAGCGAGAAGCUGCAUCCAGGAUUUGAAAGGGAUCGGCGGUGGCGGCUGCUCCGGUUCAGGGGGAUGCAGUCGGUUUGUCGGAGGAUGAAACCCCGAGCGCGGAGGUUGCUGCUUUCCUGCCCAUUCUCCAGGGGCUUGCAGAAGCGUCUCCCUGGUGUUAAAGUGAAGUACCUAUUCUUGCUGUGGUUGGGAAUCCUGCUGGGCAGCUGGGGACUGUAUGUGCACUACUCGUCCUACUCAGAAUUGUGCCGAGGUCACAUCUGUCAGAUGAUAAUUAGUUUAAUUUUAUCCCCCCAGUGUGAUCGUUAUAAGAAAGGGAUCAUUUCUGGCUCUGCCUGCAAGGACUUGUGUGAGGAAAAAACGUUGUUGUUCCAACAAUGUCUGUCGUCGAGCCCAGUGCAUCAGGUUUAUGGUGGAAUCUGGAGAAAUAAGGAGGUUAUUAUCAAGUGUGGGAUAGAAGAAGCCUUCAGAGUGGAUCUCAAUCCUGAGACAUUACCUCGGAAGGACCUUAUAUUGUUUGACAAACCAACCAGAGGGACCUCAAUGGACGAAUUCAAGGAGAUGUUGUUGACAUUCUUGAAGUCUAGUCUUGGAGAUCAGCAAUCACUUGGAAAUCUUGUCAACAGAAUAAUCAGCAUGGCAGAUAUCAACCAGGACAACAAGGUGUCCUUAGCUGAAGCAAAAUCCAUCUGGGCCUUACUUCAGCUCAACGAGUUUUUACUGAUUGUUUCUCUGCAUGAAAAGGAACAUACAGCGCAGUUGCUGGGCUACUGUGGAGACCUGUAUGUUACUGAGAAGAUCCCAUACCACUCACUUUACAGCCUCAAGCUGCCACGUUUCCUUGAUGUAGUUUUGCCCUCACUAGUACAGAAGAGCCUGAACCAAUGGUUUGCUCCAGCAUGGCCACAGAGAGCAGAAAUUACCAUUGGUCUCUUGGAAUUUGUGGAGGAAAUUUUUCAUGGCACAUAUGGCAGCUUUUACAUUUGUGACACGGACCCAGGUAACAUUGGCUACAAUGACAAGUAUGAUUUUAAAAUGGUGAACUUAAGGAUGGUGGUGACAGAAAUGACUCUUAAAGGAUUCUAUAAAGGACGCCAUUGUGAGCAUAACACGGACUGCACACAUGGGAAAGAUUGUACAGCAACCUGUGACAAACUAGUGAAGCAAUGCAAUACUGAACUGAUACAACCAAAUCUGGCCAAGAUUUGUGGCUUACUACAGGAGUACUUGUUAUAUGGGGCACCCAACGAUUUCAGAGAUGAAUUACAGAAACACCUCCAGAUCUGCACGAGACUGAAUGGGUUGGCAAGGCAGAUGGAGGUUCAUCAUUCUUUGCUGUUAAACAACAUCAAAACCCUGCUUUGGAAAAAGAUUUCAAACUCUAAAUAUUCAUAAAGGAUCAGAGACCUUCUAAACAUCAUUGUGUUAUAUCUGGAGAUUGUGUCUAAUGUAACUUAUGUAUUGUAUCUACUGUGUCAACAACCUGAAGUGAAAUUCUGGGCAAGCAGUUGUAGGACUAGUGAAUCAACUUAUAAUAACCUGUCGAUGCCAUGUCAAACUGUAAGCCUGAGUUGCAAACAUAAUUA